AUGUCUUCUGCGGAGGCUCGUACUGCGUUCAUAAGUUUUUUCGAGUCUCAAGGGCACAAGUUCUGGCGUUCUUCGCCGGUAGUUCCGUACAAUGAUCCUACGUUAUUAUUUGUGAAUGCCGGGAUGUGUCAGUACAAGCCGAUAUUCUUGGGUGAUGCAGACUUGAAUACGGAGUUUGGUCAGAUGAAGCGUGCGUGUAAUACGCAGAAGUGCAUUCGUGCUGGUGGCAAGCACAAUGAUUUGGAGGACGUGGGUAAGGACGUGUACCACCACACGUUUUUCGAGAUGUUGGGCAAUUGGUCUUUCGGUGACUACUUUAAGGAGCUGGCAGUGGAGUUCGCUUGGAACUGCUUAACUCAGGUUUACAAUCUGGAGCCAGCACGGCUGUAUGCGACGUAUUUUGGCGGAGACGAAAAGGCAGGCCUGCAGCCUGACCUUGAGGCGCGCGACUACUGGUUGAAAUAUUUGCCCGAGUCGCACGUGUUGCCUGGAAGCAUGAAGGAAAAUUUCUGGGAGAUGGGCGAGACUGGACCUUGCGGACCCUGCUCGGAGCUGCACUACGAUCGCAUUGGCGGACGUGAGUGUCCUGAACUGGUUAACCAAGAUGACCCAGAUGUGCUGGAAAUUUGGAACUUGGUCUUCAUGCAAUACAACCGCGAAAACUCCGGAAAACUCUCCCCACUUCCGCACCCAUGCGUUGAUACAGGCAUGGGUCUGGAGCGGCUGGUUAGUGUUCUCAAUGAUCUGCGGUCGAACUACGAUACAGACCUGUUCACUUCGCUCUUCAAAAAAAUUCACGAAUUGUGUCCCGACGCUCCCAGAGAGUACACCGGCAAGGUGGGCAGCGAAGACCCAGAGAGAAUUGACUUGGCCUACCGCGCGAUUGCAGACCACAUCCGGACCCUGAGCAUCGCGAUUGCGGACGGCGCCAUUCCAUCCAACGACGGUCGCGGCUACGUGUUGCGACGAAUCUUGCGAAGGGCGGUUCGGUAUGGCCGCCAGGUGCUGAAUGCUCCGAAGACGGGCACCUGGUUUAGCCAGUUGGCCGGCACUGUUAUUGAAAGUUUAGGGGAGGCGUUCCCGGAGUUGCGGGAGAAGUCUGAGAAGAUCGUGGAAGUCAUUUCGUGCGAAGAGCAGCAAUUCAACCGGACGCUGGACCGUGGUACGGCGCUGUUUAAGAAGGCCAUAAAGAACCUGAAGCCAGGGGACAUGGUAACGGGUGUGGUUAGUUUCGAGUUGUUUGCAACGUACGGUUUCCCGGUGGACUUGACGGAAGUGAUGUGUGAGGAGCAGCGGCUCAAGUUAGACCUGGAGGGAUUCGAGAAGGCGAUGGAGGCUCACCACCUGGCCUCGGAUGGUGGCAACGCCAAGAAGCUUGUCCAGCAUCUGACGCCGGAACAGAUUCACCGACUGAAGACUGAGUUCGACGUGGAGCCGACGGACGACUCUCACAAAUAUGUGUGGGAUGCAGACCACGGGAAAGGGGAGCCGAUGGAGGUGGAGGUUAAGGCCAUUUUCGACGGGCAUGAUUUUGCUCCAAGUUGUAAGUCGAGUGCGGGUGGCGAGUUGUUUGUGGUGUUCGAUCGCACGUGCUUCUAUGCGGAAUCGGGCGGUCAAGUUGGCGACAAGGGUUAUGCAACGGGAGAUGGUAUUGAUCUGGUGGUGGAAGACACUCGUAAGGUGGGUGGUUAUGUGUUGCAUUUGGGUCGGUUGAAUGACGGGGAGUUGAAGGUGGGUGACAAGUUAACUUUGGUGAAUGAUUUUGAGCGUCGUGGUGAGAUUGCAAAGAACCAUACUGGUACACAUGUGUUGAACUGCGCAUUACGUUCUAUUCUGGGCGAGGAUUGUAAUCAAGCGGGUUCCAUUGUGGAGCCAAAGAAAUUACGAUUUGAUUUUACUUCACAGAAGGCUCUGACGCAAGAACAAAUUUCUGAAUUGGAAGGUACGGUGAGGCGCAUAAUCCACGACGAGCACGAUGUUGACGUUGCUGAAGUCCCGUUGGUGCAGGCACAGGGUAUACGAGGUGUGCGAUGCAUGUUCGGUGAGAAUUAUCCAGACCCUGUACGCGUGGUAUCAGUUGGGGCCAAAAUUCCGGAUUUAGUGAGCGGUGCGGCAAGUGGUGAGGGUGAUGUGACGGUGGAAUUCUGUGGUGGUACACAUUUGAAUAAUUCGCGUGCAAUUGAGGAGUUUGUAGUCAUCAGCGAAGAGUCCAUUGCCCGCGGGAUCCGAAGAGUUGUUGCCGUCACGGGUCCGACGGCGCAUUCGGCUGUGGCUGAUGGCGCAGACCUGAGUACUCGUGUCCAUGCAUUGGUUAGUAAAGGCGCGGAACACGCCAGCCGGAACGAUAUAAGUGCUAUGAAGGAUUAUGUGAACAGCCGUCGUGAAAAUGUCGGUCUGCUCGUCCGCAAAGAGUGUGUGGAUUUGCUGGACAAACUCACACAAGAAAAAGCCAAACUGACUAAAAUCCUUGCUAAGCAACGCAAAGAACUAGCCGUGCUCAAAGCCGACGAAUGUGUACAAAUGCUCAUAGCCGGUCAAUACCGCUGGAGCGUUAUCGUCGAAGACAGCCUUGGUGGUGACGUUAAAGCCAUGGAAGAAUUCACUAAUAGGUUCCAAGAUACUCUCGCCGUCCCUCUCAUCUUACUCUCCACUGAACCCGAAACGCAAACACCCGCCGUCAUGGCCACCGUCCCUAAGAGCAACCCACUAAAUGCCGCUGAGUGGCUCCAAAAAGCCGCAGACGGCAUGACGUGUAAGUCCGGCGGCAAACCUGCCACUGCCAGAGGCACCAUCUCCGCAGGCUACGACCAAACCAAGUGGACCAGACAGGCCUUCGAUUACGCUUCCAACAACACACAAGCAGCCAAACACACAGAUACACAAUAG
Gregarina niphandrodes is the source of this 2886-nucleotide messenger RNA. Its product is annotated as alanyl-tRNA synthetase. Bases 1 to 2886 code for a protein of 961 amino acids. Gene Ontology annotation, biological process: tRNA modification; alanyl-tRNA aminoacylation. The transcript has a single exon. Gene Ontology annotation, cellular component: cytoplasm; mitochondrion. Gene Ontology annotation, molecular function: ATP binding; nucleic acid binding; amino acid binding. Lineage: Eukaryota; Apicomplexa; Conoidasida; Eugregarinorida; Gregarinidae. The record is from RefSeq and is a predicted model, not a curated record.